This is a messenger RNA of Geodia barretti, 2137 nucleotides long. NCBI's taxonomy places the organism in Eukaryota, Metazoa, Porifera, Demospongiae, Tetractinellida, Geodiidae. The record is from the annotation of a GenBank genome assembly.
GAAGAGGACGACGAGACAGCGCCGAUCCUGCACAGUACGUCGUCGAAUCUAACUUUACAAUACUCUGGCCAUUACGACAGUCCCCAGAAUUCGGUCGUGGCGGAAAACAACAGCCAGAUAAAGGUGUACAAAUGGCGGUGGGUCGUCCUGGCGAUAUUUGUCGCCGUGAUGGGCGUCAACAAUGCCGUGUGGAUCGCCUUUGCAUCCAUAGCCGAUGUCGUCCAGUGCUACUACAAUAUGUCCAAAUUUUGGGUCAACUCGGCCAGUAUGGUCUACAUGGCCACGUACAUUCUCUUCAUCGUUCCCAGCGCCUGGCUGCUGGGAAGAGUCGGAUUGCGGACGGCCCUAGUCAUCGCCGCAGGCACGAACGCUGCGGGGUCCUGCUUGAGAGUUGCAGGAGCCGGUCCUACAGCAGGCAGUUUCUGGGUGAUGUUGAGUGGACAGGCGAUAGCGUCCCUUUGUAACUUACUGCUGUGGGGAACUCCGUCAUAUCUGGCUGGUGUCUGGUUUCCUGCCUCUGAGAGAGGGACAGCAGCCGCCAUUGUUGGAGCCCUUGCCCCUCAGUUGGGGGUUGUAUGCAGCUAUGUACUAGGACCUCUUUUAGUACACAGUGAUGACACUAACACUGUAUGUGGAGGAAACGCCACCGUUGAUCCUGAACUACACAACGAAUGGACUAACACAAUACACUACCAAAUGAUCUACUACUCAUCUGGAUUAGCCGGGAUAUCACUACUUUUCUUUUUUCUAUCUCUGAUAGCUGUUCCGAAUGCUCCCCCAACUCCUCCUAGCAGAUCUCAGUUGCUAGUAGAGAGCUACUCCAACCAAGACAACACUUUUGCUAAGACGCUCAAAGCAAUUCUGACCAACCGCUACUUUAUUCUGCUCCUAGUCACUGCCAGCAUCAAUCUGGGGGCUGCUGGAGCAAUAGUUUCGCUCUUCAAUGAAAUAAUUCACCCGUUUUUCAAGAACCGCGACAGGGAUGUUGUUUAUAUUGGAAUAGCAGCACUGGUGCCUGGAAUGAUAACUGUGUUUAUCGUGGGGCCUAUUCUCAGUGCUACAAAGGCCUUUUAUGCCCUGAAUGUCGGGCUGUACAUCACAGCAUUUCUGUCUAUUGGAGGAUUUCUUGCAGCCCUACAGUUUGUGGGUAACUUCUACAUGCUCUACCCGUUUUGUUGCCAUAGUCGGGUGAGCGCCCUACCAUCUUCUACUGCAUUAGGGUGGGUGUGUGUGUAUUUGAGUCGAUGUCUGUUCUGCAGUUCGAGUGUCACAGGUUUUCAGGCGGUUGUCUAUGAGUAUGCUGCGAGAAAUGACGUACCCUCUUCAGGAGGGCAUUUCAGGCGGUCUAGUCAACUGGGUGUCACAGCCGAUGUCUAUCCUGAUGAUAGUGGUUGGAGCUAAGUUUGUCAAUGUCAACGGCCACCAAGUCCCAGUAGCUUGGACCAUAGCUGGACUGGUGUUAAUCGGAGCCAUAAUCACAAUUUUCAUCAAGCCAGAAUUGAGGAAGACAAACAUUGACAGACGGAAGAAUCAACUAGCUCGGCUUCCAAAGGUGGCAAAAUGAGCACACACAAAAUCAUUUUUGUAUGAGUUUAUAGAUUUGUGUUUAUUGAACAUCUUCAAAAGAUAGGUUCUGCGUCCAUUCAUAGAGUUCGCUAGCUUCUUUCUCAAUGUCUGAAUCCAUCUCUCCUGCCUCUUCUUCUCCCUCACUCCCUCCCUCUGUUCUUCCACUCUUUGACAUGGACAAAUAAUAUUUAUUUUCAGUAUAAUUAUUCUUCAAGAGACAUUUUUUGUCUUUGCUCCAUACAAAUCCUCUGUGGAAGAAAAUAAAUUUUUCGAUUGUACCUGAGAGUGUUGAGGGGUACUGGGAGAUCUGAGUCCAAAUGUCUGUCUCAUCCUCCUGGCUCUCUUUCUGGCAAUCCUGGAGCCUCUGGAGCCACUUCUCUCUCCUUCCCCUGUCCUUAGAGACGAGACGGUCUUGAUUCGCUGGAUCUGUUCCGUCUGGGUCGGGGGUCGCGUGAAGCUGCGAAGUUUCUCCAGCGAGAGCCCCCCACUGGGAGCCGCUGCCGACCCCCCAGAACAGGUCUCCAGUAGCUCCAGGACACUGUACAUCAUACUGUGCCUAGGGAGGGCUGCA